This is a messenger RNA of Aspergillus fumigatus Af293, 1326 nucleotides long. NCBI's taxonomy places the organism in Eukaryota, Fungi, Ascomycota, Eurotiomycetes, Eurotiales, Aspergillaceae. The record is from RefSeq and is a predicted model, not a curated record.
AUGAACAACAGACCUGUGGAGCAAGCUCUGUCUACGUUGCUGCCAACGCACGCCAAUGACCUACCACCAGAGCUCGUCAGCUUAGCCCUGUCCUUAGUCGCGCAAUCCCGAAGUUUUGCAGCAAGCCUGAAGCCUGAAGAGGAGAUUGCACGGCCCUAUGCCUGUGCCGAGAUAGCAUGCAGAAGGACCCUCAAACUUCCUCCAUUACUUGGCCAUCCGCCGUGCCCUCCACGAGCAUAUAAGAAACUAUACUCUUUUCUGGAACGGUCGUUAUCAAGUAGUGUCAGCCCCUCAAAGCACGCAAGAGACAGUUUGGCCCAAGGGACGCCUUCACGCUCCGGCUCUGCACCUUCAACACCUACGAAGACACAAGCACUUGUAAAAGCCACUGCGACACCGCGACGCCUUCAAAAUACAACGAGCAAGUCGACGCCUCUCAAACUGGCUGCCAAUGCCUCGGACAGAGCGGCUGCUCCAUCGCCCACUCCUCAGAAAACCAGCAAGCUCCGUCCCAAUGGUCUGUCCGGCUCUACGAUCAUCCCCGAUGCACCUGCGUGGGUCAUGGAUUCAAUCCGGAUUGUAUGCAAGACACUUUCUACUCCAGCACCGCGCACGAGCACAUGGUCUCGGCCGCCAAUCUCCCGAACUCUGCCGCCACAUAUCUUUGCCGGCGUAUCAUCGAUCCUCUACCUCAUCUCGAACCUCUCAGCAAAGAAUGACGAGGAUCUGGACGAAGAAAUGAUGGAAUUUCUCGAGCCAAUCAUCACUGUCAAGGAUACAGAGAAGGACGAGGAUUUUAAGGAGCUCGUGUACGCCUUGAUCGUAGCAGUUUACUUCAUUGUACUUGCGCGCCGGCGCAAUGCACCAGACGAUGGCUCUUCGGAGGCAGGCGAGGCACGGAAGAUGGACAAGAAGACGUUUUCGGAGAUGCGGCAAACUGCCCUUGUCAGCCUUGGCCUGCCGUCCACGGAGCGGCGGCACCGCGACGAUGUCGAUCAGUGGAUUGCGUUAAUUAUGGAGCAAGGCUGGACGAAUGGUCAGGAUUGGUUCGAGAAUAUCCCGCGGGCUGGGGAAGUGGACGGCGACGAUGAGUACCUGUCGGAUGAAUAUGACGGCCGUGAUAACAAAAGAAAGCGCCAGAAGACAUCGGGUGCAGGCCACGGUUUUCUUUUGGAGAACUCAUCGAAAAGGAAAGGUCUUCUGCCUGGUUUGGGGACAAUGAUACAGGACCGGGUCGACUGGUUGAGCGCGGAUCGCCGCGAGGAUUACAUUGAAUGGAAGGCCGAUGUAAUGACGCGCAUUCAGCAAAUGACCUCUACUAGAUGA